Messenger RNA from Polypterus senegalus (gray bichir), 3342 nucleotides. RefSeq names its product ddb1 and cul4 associated factor 6 (gene dcaf6). The transcript is spliced from 20 exons. Gene Ontology annotation, biological process: positive regulation of transcription by RNA polymerase II. Gene Ontology annotation, molecular function: protein binding. Gene Ontology annotation, cellular component: cytoplasm; Cul4-RING E3 ubiquitin ligase complex. NCBI's taxonomy places the organism in Eukaryota, Metazoa, Chordata, Cladistia, Polypteriformes, Polypteridae. Bases 254 to 2935 code for a protein of 893 amino acids. The record is from RefSeq and is a predicted model, not a curated record.
ACCCCGUUAAAAAAAGGAGCGAGAGAGGGAGGGGAGUUGUUGUUGGUGGCGAGGGGUUAGCGAAGUGUCUUUGGGUUAAUUACAGCAACACGCGUACAGCAAGGGAUUUAAACGGAAAAAGAGAAGUGAACUGCAGAAAAAGUGAAUGAUAACGUAAAUAAACUUGGGUAAAACGAAGAAACGGCCACAAGGAAUUAAGUGGACUUCGAGUUCUUUCAAUGCUUGUAUUUAGAAGCAAAGGUGGUUGAACACCAUGUCCUACCCCAGUAACCUGCUGUGGGAUGUGAGGAAGCGCGCAGUGGGGCUGGAUGAUCCUAAAACCAUCAGGAUUAACUAUUUAGGAAGAAGAGAAUUUGUCCAAAGACUAAAACUUGAGACAACACUGAAUGUCCAUGAUGGCUGCGUAAAUUCUAUUUGGUGGAAUGAUACUGGUGAAUAUAUUUUAUCAGGAUCAGAUGACACUAAUUUAGUAAUAACCAACCCAUAUAAAAGAAAGGUGAAGACAACCAUCCGCUCAGGUCACAGAGCUAAUAUUUUUAGUGCAAAGUUCUUGCCUCAUACCAAUGAUCAACAGAUUGUUUCUUGCUCAGGUGAUGGAAUAAUAUUUUAUACAAAUAUUGAGAAAAGCCCUGAAAUUAACAGAGAAUGCCAGUUUACUUGCCAUUAUGGAACAGCAUAUGAAAUCAUUACAGUGCCCAAUGACCCUUAUACUUUUUUAUCUUGUGGAGAGGAUGGCACUGUGCGUUGGUUUGAUGUUAGAAUGAAAACAAGUUGCACAAAAGAAGAGUGUAAAGAUGAUAUUCUUAUUAACUGCCGGAGAGCUGCUACCUCGAUCUCUAUUAGCCCUUUGGUUCCUUAUUACCUGGCUGUUGGCUGCUCUGAUAGCUCUAUUAGAAUCUACGACAGAAGAAUGUUAGGAACAAGAGCCACAGGCAACUAUAUGGGCAGAGGAAUGACAGGGAUGUGUGUACGAUUUGUCCCUACUCAUCUUGCGAACAAGUCCUGCAGAGUGACUUCUUUGUGCUACAGUAUGGAUGGCCAGGAGAUUCUUGUCAGUUACUCUUCAGAUUACAUUUACCUUUUUGAUCCCAAAGAUGAUAAAGCAAGGGAACUGAAAUGUCCUUCUGAUGAUAAGAGAGAGGAGCUGCGUCAGCCUCCUGUAAAGCGCCUCAGACUUCGAGGUGAUUGGUCAGACACAGGGCCGAGAGCACGUCCAGAAAGUGAACGGGAACGAGAUGGUAGGAUGGGAGAACAAAGUCCCAAUGUUUCAUUGAUGCAAAGAAUGUCAGAUAUGUUGUCACGGUGGUUUGAGGAGGCAAGAGAAGAUGUUCAGAACACUAGAGGACGAUCACAGCCUCGUCCACGGGUUUCUGCAGCUAGACAAGAAAACAAUGUUCCCAGUCAAGAGCCACCUGCACCCGAAACAUCCACAUCUAGAGAAGGGCAGAUGGAGGUGGAAAAUCAACCUAAGCAGCUUCUCCAAACAUCAUCUUCCCCUUUUGGUCCUUCACAUGCUUCAGCUGAAAACAUUUCCCCAUCAACAGAGAGUCCUGCUGUUAGCUCCUCUUUGAUUUCUUCUCCUGAAGGAGAGCAGAGAGCCCAGGCAUCAACAGGUUCCUCUCAAGAGUCUGCACAGUCAGAGUCCAGACCUCGGGUGCCGGUAAGUGUAGUCUGUAGGCGCUUGCAACGGCUUCUACUGAUGGCUGAGCAGCAAAGACAUGGUGAACGGCGUCCCUCCGAGCCUGUCCCUGAGCCUCCUGUCCCUGGGCCCUCUGCACAAGGGACCCCCUCAUCAGGUAGUGCUGAAUGUGGCAUGCCCCGUGUCAACGCUGGAGAGCCAGUAUUUUGUUUGCACUAUAGUACGAAAGGAACAACCACAAGCACUAUAAAACUGGACUUCACAGAUAAAUGGAAGAACUCAUCUACCAACUCAAGAGGAAGUGGAAGCCAAAGUAAACCAAAUAAACCACAAGAAUCCCAAGUCCCUCAAGCAGAAGAAGAACCUCAAGUUGAAUGUAUGGAAUCUGAUGUGGAGGCAUCUGGGCCUAGUACUGCAGAAGUCAAUCAUGAUGAAAAAAGUGAACAGCCAGUGGAAUCUGCCAAGCAAGACGAUCAAGAUGCAAAGCCCACUACUUCCUCAUCUUCAGAACUGCCCUUACAGGAAGAAAGUCCUUCACAGGAGCAGACUGAGACUAAUCCAAGUUCAUCCUGCCAGCGAACAGCUCCCACAGAUGAGAGUAGUAAUGAAAACACCUCAAGAAGCUAUCAAGACUCGGAUGAUAGUGAUGAUGACCCGAUUUUAAUACCUACAGCAAGAUACCGUGCUGGUCAGGGACAGAGAUUUAAUUUCAGAGGUUCAGCAGUAGGUGAUAGAAUGAUAAGACGAUCAGCUGCAGCACGAAUUCAAGAGCUUUUCAGACGGAGAAAAGAGAGGAGAGAGAUGGAAGAAAGUGAAACGCAAAACAUAAGGAGGCCAUCUGUGAAGAUGGUAUACAAAGGACAUCGCAACUCUAGAACAAUGAUUAAAGAAUCCAGUUUCUGGGGUAAUAACUUUGUUAUGAGUGGGUCAGACUGUGGACACAUAUUUAUUUGGGAUCGGCACACAGCAGAGCAUGUAAUGCUGCUUGAAGCAGACAAUCAUGUUGUGAACUGCCUCCAGCCACACCCCUUUGAUCCCAUUCUUGCCUCCUCUGGAAUAGACUAUGACAUUAAAAUAUGGUCUCCUCUUGAAGAAUCUCCUUCUUUCAACCGAAGACUUGCUGAGGAGGUAAUAACCCGUAAUGAACUCAUGCUGGAAGAAACUAGAAAUACUAUUACAGUUCCUGCAUCCUUUAUGCUGCGAAUGCUAGCUUCCUUAAAUCAUAUCAGGGCAGAUCGUUUGGAAGGGGAGCGUUCUGAAGGUUCUGGACAAGACAAUGACAAUGAGGAUGAAUAGUGACUACUGAUGUGCUAGCGAGUGUUUGAACAUUUAUUACAUUUUUAUCAGUACAGUGUAGAAAAAUUUUCCUUACAAAACAGUACUAUAAUUUUUAGUUAAGAUGUUUUUUGCAAGCAACAGGAGGAAGGACAAAACUUUAUUACUAAUAUUUCCUUUGGGUUGAAAUGUUCAUUUCAAUAAAGGUGUGCGAAUGCAAACAGUCACCAUGAUUAAGCUAUAAAAGAUUAAAAAAAUAAUGUCUUGUGAAUGAUGAGUGCUUGAGGAUUAAAAGUGCAAUAUUAUUUUUCAAGUGCAAAUGUGUUUGAGCUUGGAUCAAUGUUAGAAUUUUAAUAACUGUAGUUAAAAGGUUAGAAAUGACUUUGUAUACUUGCUGAAGUGCAUGUUAAUAAAUAAAUAUAUCUGCC